Messenger RNA from Monomorium pharaonis (pharaoh ant), 3166 nucleotides. RefSeq names its product GTP-binding protein 1 (gene GTPBP1). Gene Ontology annotation, molecular function: translation elongation factor activity; GTPase activity; GTP binding. NCBI's taxonomy places the organism in Eukaryota, Metazoa, Arthropoda, Insecta, Hymenoptera, Formicidae. The transcript has 11 exons. Gene Ontology annotation, biological process: translational elongation. The record is from RefSeq and is a predicted model, not a curated record. The coding region runs from base 403 to 2295 and encodes 630 amino acids.
UACAGGCACACGCGCACGCAAAAUCAUUGACAGCAGUGGUGGACAGCAGCUCGCAAGUGCACCGUCAGGGGCGCCGAGACACAACUUCUUGUCAAUUCACGUUGUCAGUUCACUUAAGAUUGCAACGGCGUGUGUUCUCUCUUUCCUUUUUUUAACAGAUGACGACGAUGGGUCGGAUGAUUGUCUGAGCCAUCCGAUCUUACCCCAAGGGUAUCGAGCAAAAUUCCAAGUGUCACAGCGAUUAUGUACACGCGAGUGCUAACUGUCUACAGGAAAAGAUUCGGAUUCAAAUAUUGGAAGAUGUCUAUUGCAUGUAUACAGGAGCGAUAAUCGGACGGUUACAAAGAAAAACAUAGAAGAGGACUAGUGAACUUACAAAGCAUACACUCACUUUUAAAUAUUAUGUCGGGCACUGGGUCUGUCAUAUCGCAGACUAUCACCCAUCUGCCGGAGAAGGAACAUGGGCCUGUGCCGACCAUGGACUACUCUAGCAUCCGAGGCAAGAAUGUCCUGGUCAGUCCAUCUGAGGAUCAGUACGAAUUACUGUUGAGAAGGCUGAAAGAAAGAAUUCAGGAUGGAGGUAGCGAGACAAUCUUCGACAUUGGUGUCGCUGAAGAUGGAUCCGAGGAUGGACUGAAGGAGGAUGAAUACGAGGCAUCGGUCGCUACUUUACAGUCCCUCGCCGCAACAUUGGAGGCGGAUUGCGUGCUUCUUCGUCAGAGUAAGGCAGAUCACGGUCUAACAGGACAGUAUUUAGUGAGAAGACGUCUAGAUCGACAAGAUUUCUUAGAAAUCAGGGUUGCUGUGGUCGGUAAUGUGGACGCUGGUAAAUCAACCUUAUUGGGAGUGCUGACUCAUGGUGAGCUUGACAAUGGACGAGGAUUGGCGCGUCAGAAAUUAUUCCGCCAUAAACACGAAGCUGAAACAGGGCGGACUAGCUCUGUUGGGAAUGAUAUACUCGGAUUUGAUAGCGUCGGUAAUGUAGUUAAUAAACCUGAGCACGGUUCGUUGGAUUGGGUAAAGAUAUGUGAAAAAUCCUCUAAAGUAAUUACAUUUAUUGAUCUCGCUGGUCACGAGAGAUAUUUGAAGACGACUGUCUUCGGAAUGACCGGACACGCUCCGGACUUCGGUAUGCUAAUGAUCGGAGCGAACGCUGGCAUUGUAGGUAUGACGAAGGAACAUUUGGGACUGGCUUUAGCAUUGUCUGUACCAGUAUUCGUCGUCGUGACGAAAAUCGAUAUGUGCCCACCAAACGUUCUGCAGGAAAAUUUGAAGCUACUUAUAAGGAUUCUGAAGUCUCCUGGCUGCAGAAAAGUCCCAGUUACAGUAAAGACCCCCGACGAUGUUGUAGUUAGCGCUACUAAUUUUGUCUCAGAACGGUUGUGUCCAAUAUUUCAAGUGUCCAAUGUGUCUGGCGAAAAUCUAAAUCUUCUCAAGAUGUUUCUCAACUUAUUGACCGCAAGAAUUACUAGUCAUGACGAUGAACCUGCUGAAUUUCAAAUAGAUGAUACAUAUUCGGUACCAGGUGUUGGUACAGUGGUGUCUGGUACAACUCUAAAAGGUAUCAUAAAAUUAAAUGAUACGCUGCUACUAGGACCAGAUCCGUUAGGUCGUUUUACACCUAUAACUGUCAAAAGUAUCCAUCGGAAAAGAAUGCCUGUCCGCGAAGUGAGGGGUGGUCAGACAGCUAGUUUCGCCCUGAAGAAGAUUAAACGAUCGCAUAUUCGGAAGGGUAUGGUAAUGGUCGCACCCGCGCUUAAUCCACAGGCUUGCUGGGAAUUUGAAGGUGAAAUUCUAGUACUACAUCAUCCUACAACCAUCAGCUCCCGUUAUCAAGCAAUGGUACAUUGCGGCAGUAUAAGACAAACUGCUUCUAUAUUGUCAAUGUCUCAGGAUUGUCUACGAACAGGCGACAAAGCCUUAGUGCAUUUUAGAUUUAUCAAACAUCCCGAGUAUAUAAAGCCUGGACAGAGAAUGGUGUUCAGAGAAGGUCGUACUAAAGCGGUGGGAAACGUAGUGAAACUUAUACCUCAUUCGAACAAUAUAACCACACAGGCAUCCAGAAUCAAACCGAACAAAACGUCGCAGAGCCGGCAAAACACGAACGUGCAGGCACUAGAGAUAACCGAAACUGAUUCGACGAUUGAAGCACAAACAGCAAAGCAGGAAAAUGUACCACAGAAAUCUGGGUUGAAUCAGAAUAAGAAAGGCAGAGGUCGAAGAGGAGGACGAUCUCAUAACGCUAUUAACAGUAUUCAACCUUUAGCAGAGCAAAAUCCUCCUGCAAAAAUGUAAGAAACGAUCUGUGUACAAAGAACACAUAAUUAAUAAUAUUCUUAUAAUUCUCUUUUCCUCUCUGGUAUAAGUUUCUUAAAAUGUGAUCUACAAUACGAAACUGUUCUUUUUCUUUUGACAUAAAAACCAUAUUCUAUAGAAUCUUAUGUAGAAUUAUAAUCUCUAUGAAUUUAUUACAGUAAUACAUGUUACAAAUUUAUUACAGUAUCAUUUUUCGCAUCUCGACUAUUUUAAUCAUAUUAAAAAGAUAUUCUUUUAAUAACGUGUAACAAAAUAUAUAUUGGUAUUUAUAAAUUAUAUUAUUUUUGUAAAAGGCAUAUAUAAGCGUAUCUUAAGCCAAUACUAUAUACAAAUAAAAUAAAUAUCAGGAAAUGAUACACGUCUCCAUUUUUGCGAUAUGUAUAUGCAAUAUAAAUACAUAAAUUUGUACAAGAGAGUAUGCGAACUCCUUUUAUCAACGCUUUUAGAAUUUGAAAAUAAAACUUGCAAUAACUGGCCAAUGCUGUGUAUAUCAUUAUCGUAAUAAUUCAUCUUGUACAAUUCUUUGAAAAAAUGAUGUAAUCACAUUUCUUUUCUACUUUGUAAUAUAUUUUGCAAUUUCAAGAGCAGAGAUGUAUCAUACUAUAUUUCAAAUAUAAAGAGAAAAUUUUUCCAUUGUAUAUCAAACAUAUCUAUCCCCUAAUAAAUCAUGCUAAAGAAACCGCAGAAAGAAAAUACAUUUCUUUCACAAAUUUAAGUAUCAUUUCUAUAUACAAUUGAAUACAUAAUUUAUACAUACAUAAAAAUAAAUACUUAUUUAUUAUUGAUAGACUUGUUGCUAAAAUAUUGUUAUCAGAAAUGUAUUGAAUAAAUUGAACUUUUUGUUUUAUUA